Molecule: messenger RNA, 1518 nt
Organism: Aspergillus terreus NIH2624
Lineage: Eukaryota; Fungi; Ascomycota; Eurotiomycetes; Eurotiales; Aspergillaceae
Exons: 2
Coding region: 1-1518 (505 amino acids)
Source: RefSeq, a predicted model, not a curated record
AUGUUGACUUCUCGUCCAGGACCGGCCGAUGAGGACCUCCAACCUCCGGUUAGGGUAAAGAAGCGCAAGCAUCUUCCCGUCAGCGAAGAUCCAUCCUCCAAAAAUCAAAUAUUCUACUUUGUCGAUUCAAACUCCUCGUCACGGGAGAAACGGGCCCAUGUCAUGCGCCAUCAUGUCCAGGAGAAACGAAAACAACGCAAACAUUCUCUUCCUCGAAACGACCCAGACAAAAAAGCCAUCCGUCCUUUCCGAUAUCUUCCAUGGGAACAGAAGAAGGUGGUCCUGGAUGAGGGCGGUAAGGAGGUCAUCACACCUGUCGGUCAGUCGGAUCCGGUUGAUUCGGACGAUCCAUCAUCGACCAGACUCCCUGUACUGAGAUCGGCUUCUUGUCCCGCCGAGAAUCACACUUUGGAGUCGCCCAUCACCCUUCUCGAUGCAUCCAGAAAAGAUCCUUUUGAGACCCUACCCAUCGAUCACUCCACGCAGGAUGUGGAGCUAGCCGACUACUGGAUAUACCGGCUGACGUACUGGUCGGGUCAGAACAAACACAUCAAAAACUCCAUCUUCAAAGCGGCCAUGAACCACCCGUUGACCUUUCAGGCCGUCGUCCUCGCCUACUGUGCCCGCUGGAAAACGCAACUAUACAAUCUCAAGGAUAGUCACGAAGCCGAAACGCACGUUGACGAGGCGACCCAAUCUAUCGACAGAGUGAUGAAAGGCUCCAUGUCCAUCGACGUGGACACACUGGCAUUGGCACUGACGGGUAUGGCACUGCACGAGGAGCGCUUUGGAAGCAAAACAAUCGCCCAGGGACACGCGGACCGGGCUGUCCAGAUUCUCCGACCGCGGGCCGGAUCCAGCAGUUCGGUCGGGGUGUUCUUGCAUUAUGUGCGAUAUAACCUAGCGCCCCCACAGUCGGAGAUCGGGGAGAAUGGCCAGCAGUGGCUGAUGGCGUUCCUUCGCAGCGCCGAGGACCUCAUGUUGGAACACAACACGGACGCCUAUCUCUCGGCGGUGCCGCAGCGGCGGUUGGCUUUCCAGAUGGACAGUCCGCUGUUUCCUCUGCUGUCCAGCGGGCCUCGGCCGUCGCAGGUGCCGCAUGACUGUCGGAUGUAUGUGGUGCGGAAUGCGCCGACGCAGGAGCUGUCACGCACGGCGGCGCUGAUCUACAUCACCAAGACGCUGUGGGAUUUCCAGGAUUCGCCGGGGAAGACGGGGCGGUUCCUCAAUUAUCUUCGGGCGAUGGUGAAGGAACACCAACUGGACCGGAAUCCGGCGUGCGAGACGCUCAUCUGGCUGCUGUUGGAGGAGCGGUGCGACACGGACCUGAAGGAUGCGGAGCGAGGCUGGUCAACGGGGGAGUUGUUGAAGAUGCACAAGCAGCUCCGACCGGAUCUGCAGUUUCUGUUCAACGAAAUCCUGUUUAGUCUGUUGAUGUUGACGCCGCCACUCCGUGGGAUAGAUGCGUUUGAAAACGAGCUGUACGGCGCCAAAGUGGAGGGGUCAGAGGGAGGGUGA